Messenger RNA from Peromyscus californicus insignis, 5833 nucleotides. Its product is annotated as disintegrin and metalloproteinase domain-containing protein 1a-like. The record is from RefSeq and is a predicted model, not a curated record. Gene Ontology annotation, cellular component: plasma membrane; external side of plasma membrane; sperm head plasma membrane. The coding region runs from base 3165 to 5546 and encodes 793 amino acids. The transcript has a single exon. Gene Ontology annotation, molecular function: metalloendopeptidase activity. Gene Ontology annotation, biological process: proteolysis; male gonad development; binding of sperm to zona pellucida. Lineage: Eukaryota; Metazoa; Chordata; Mammalia; Rodentia; Cricetidae.
AUGGGGUUUUGUUAUUUUCUAGCUUCUGAGCGUCUUCAGUGUUCAGGAGGACGUCACUGACUAGGGCUGUGAUAAAGGCAGCAGUGUCCUUGGAGACUGCAGUGGGAAGCACAUCCUUGCUCCUGCAUGGCUGGUGCUGUGGUGAGAAGUGGGGAUACUUCCCAGGAUAGCCAGAUCUCGGGGUUAGGCAUCAGAGACAAUUUUAAGCAAAAUUUCUGGCCAGAAAGAUGUAGCUGAGAGUUGGCAUAAGGGCAUGUUGUUCUUCAGUGAACCUGUUCCAAAUCAUCAGGGAGACUACUUGCUCUUGAGUGUCCAAAGGCAUCCAGCACACCUGUCCAGUGUUCCCGUGGAGACAGAAGUUAGUUGUUAGUCUUUUCUUUAGAGGAACAUGCUGGCACACUGACUCUACUAAUUAUCUUAGAAAUUUAUCAUCUGGGCGACUUCUGAAAGCUUAGGAUGUUUUUCCCCCCUCAGUGUGGUGAAUUGUGGACGGGACUGGAAAGAACAUACAUCUUGACGGUUGCUUUUGUCUGAGCAUGGCUUGCCUAUGUUUCAGUGGCUUCAGGCUGAAUUCACCUAAUGCCAUAAUGAAAUCCAUAUCUAUGUUUGUCCAGAUGAGACACGUUGGAUGUCUGUAAAAACCAUAGAGAUGCCCCUGUUGUCACUCAAAAGUCAGUCCGACCCUAGACAAAAUUCUCCCAAACAGCAGUUCCCAAGAGACUCUGCACUAGAGCUGAGUUUCCUUUGUAUAUUCCUAGGCCAGUGGUAAAUUAUGUUUUAACAUGAGUCAGUUUUGCUAGUAAUACAAAAUCUACACCUAGCUGGAAGUUAAACCUUUUCUUGGUAAUUUAUUGCCUGAUAUCUGUGGAAACAUUACAGGAACAGCUCCUGUCAGGCAAUGACAGUCUCCAGCUUGCUACAUCAUCCCUGACCCUGCUCAGUAAGACCAUUGCUUGUCACUCAGAUGGAGAAUGUCUUACCACAGUUACAUCUGCUCACUGGAGAGCAGUGUCUUUCUGGCUCAUACACUGUGUGGCCACAGGAAAAUGCCUCUCAGAAAUGUAUUCAUUUCCUUAUUUAUUUUGGGUUUUUCAAGACAAGGUUUCUCUAACAGUCAAAAGCUGUCCUGGAACUCACUUUGUAGCCCAGGCUGGCCUCAAACUAACACCGAUCUGCCUGCCUCUGCCUCCCGAGUGCUGGGAUUAAAGGUGUGUGCCACCACCGCCCAGCAGAAAUUUUUUUUUUUUUUUUUGAAACGUCAUCUUAAGGCUUGCUUUGUUCUUCCGAGAAUUAUGCUCUUUACACAUGUGAGAAUGAACAACUUGAAAGAAUAGAAUGUAUCGUUGGUGAAGAAGUCGAAAGAUUUUUAAUUAGCUCUUGUGUGUCAGGAUGUAUGUUUCAAUUUGGGAACUGGAAAAUUGGAUAUUUCAUUAUGAUUACAUAUUUUUAAAUUCAGAAAGAAGACUGUUCUUCCAUUACUGAUCCUUGGUUCACCUCGUGACUUGCCCUUUCUUGUGUUUGGUAGCUCUCACACAGGGAAGCAGUGGAGUACUUGGAUCAUGGCCAGAACAGGUACUCGGAAGAGGUUCUGAGUCACAUAGGCAGUGCAGCCGAGGACCCACUCACUUUCCUGUCAGUUCUCAAGUCAGCGCGAGCAGUGAGUGUGCCUUUUCUUGCCGGAUCCUGAGGCCAUCUGAUAGGAGCUAGGCAUCGCUGAGGGCAGGCAUCGCGAUGGGUUACUCUUGAUAUCUAAGAUGGUGCCUUUUUUUUUUUUUUGAGACAAGGUCUUGGUUUGUAUCCCUGGCUAGCUCAGAACUCAUUCGGAGAGCACGCUGGCCUUGAACUUGUGAUCUUCCUGUCUCUGCCUCCUAAGUGUUGAGAUUCAGGGGUCGACCACCUCCUGAAACAAGCAGGGUAUUUCUCCAUUUUCACGUGUUACAUGUAGUUAUACCCUGUAUGUUAUAAAUAUUUGACUUACAGUUUUCAAUGACUUUUAGGCCAUGGACAAGAUGUCGUUUUCUCUUCACCUUAGAAUAUGCAGGGGAGUGAAGACAUGGGGGAAGGGAUGUGUACACACACGCACACUUCUGUAUCCUUUUUUUUUCCCUUUGGUUUUUCAAGACAGGGUUUCUCUGUAGUUUUGCGCCUUUCCUGGAACUCACUUUGUAGACCAGGCCGGCCUCGAACUCACAGAGAUCCGCCUGCCUCUGCCUCCCGAGUGCUGGGAUUAAAGGCAUGCGCCACCACCGCCCGGCGUUCUGUAUCCUUCUAAAUGCAUAGUGUUAAAUACACCAAGAACAUUAUCGUGAAACUCAAGCAUGGCAUUUACACAGACAAUACAAGCCCCCGUAGUCAGAGACCAGUGUGGAAUUGAAGGGUUUUUCCAGAUUGCCUUUUCAUUUUGCUCACUGUUGAAAAGAGAGUCACCGUCUGUUUACCCCUUUUCUUUUUGUGAUGAGGCCAUUGGGAGGAUUAACUUAGAUUCCAGGCUCUAAUAUAUUUCUGUGGUUAAAAAAAAAGAUCAUUGAACACAUAUGCCUUAGAAGCAGUCCCUCGAGGAGGGUCAGGUUUGAAGCAGAUAUAAAAUGUCAAAAUUCACUGGGUACACACAAAGGACAAGGAAAGUAGAACAUCCGAAUACUGUUGGCCUGAAUCAAAGGAAUAGAGCACUCACGGAUAAAUGAAAGAGAACUAACCAUCAGUGAGCAUGACCACUGUAAGGAUGAGGAAGGGCAGGACAACAGAGAACUCUUCAUUGUUCAGAGAACCCCGAGACACUCUGACCCCUCCCCCGCAGCCCUGCCAGAAUGUUGGGCCUGAAUGAACAGGUUAACAGAUGUCCUAUCCACAGUCUGGGGAGGAUGAAAGGUGAUCUGACUUACAGAACUGGCUGAGCCAUUGCAGACUGCAGGGCUCACCUCAAUGAACGUCAAAGGAACGUAAGCAACACUGAAGCUCUUCCCCUUGAAAGGAGUCCCUAUGCUGUAUAUAACCACUGAGGCCCAGGAGAAGAACAGAGAGAGGCAGCCGAAGGCUGUAGGAAUCAAGAUGGACAGCACCCCAUAAGGGACAAGCACAGAUCAGAGUCAGGGAAAGACCUGCCUAUCGGGGAGGUCUGCCACCGAUGGACAGAGAUCCUACAUUACCAACGGUUUCUUGGGGCCAUGUCAGCGGCAGCAUCAGUGCGAGGGAUUGCCUCCAUUCUGUCUUCUCUGCAGAUAACGCAAGUGCCCUUAAAGGAAGCUAAGAUAACACCUCACAUCUGGGCUGCCCAGCAGUUGACCUUGGGGCUGAGACUAGUGCCAGGGCACCCAUCUGUCAGAGUAGGGAUCUUGGUGCUACUAAUUUUUCUCCCAAGUUCAUUCUGUGACACAGGACCUGUAUAUUACUCUUCCUAUGAGACGGUCAUCCCCAAGAGAUUGCCAGUCCAGGGGAGUGAAGUUCCCGGAGGGAGGGCGUCCUACAUGCUGCUGAUGCAGGGCCAGCAGCAGCUGCUUCACCUGAAGGUAAAGGGAGACCACUCCGUGAAUAUCUUCCCAGUCUACAGUUACCACAAUGGCCUCCUGGGGCAAGAGAUGCCGCUCCUCUCACAGGACUGCCACUAUGAAGGCUACAUGGAAGGGGUGCCGGGCUCCUUUGUUUCCGUCAACAUCUGUUCAGGCCUCAGGGGCGUCCUGAUUAAGGAGGAAACCUCCUACAGCAUCGAGCCCGUGCUCUCUUCCAAAGGGUUCGAACACAUCCUGUACACCGUGGCACAUCAGCCUCAGGUCUCCUGCAGUGUCACUCCCCAAGACAGCCCAGGGGACACCAGGCAGCAGCGCGGGAGCAGGAAGAAGCCCGAUGACCUGCAGGAGCUGUCUGACUUGUGGUCACACACCAAGUAUGUGGAGAUGUUUGCUGUGGUCAACCACCAGCGGUUCCAGAUGUGGGGCAGCAACGUCAACAAGACGGUCCAGGCAGUAGUGGACAUCAUUGCUCUGGCCAACAGCUUCACUAGGGGACUAAACACAGAGGUGGUGUUAGUGGGCAUGGAAAUCUGGACAGAGGGGGACCCGAUAGAGGUCCCGGUGGACCUGCAGGCUACACUGAGGAAUUUCAACCGCUGGAGACAGGAGAAGCUCGUGGACCGGGCCAGGCACGAUGUCGCACACUUGAUCGUCGGGCAUCACCCAGGACAGAAUGAGGGCCAGGCGUUUCUCGACGGUGCCUGUUCAGACGUGUUUGCAGCAGCUGUGGAAGCCUUCCAUCAUGAAGAUGUCCUGCUGUUUGCAGCGCUCAUGGCCCAUGAGCUGGGACACAACCUGGGUAUCCAUCACGACCACCCGGCCUGCGGCUGUGACCCUAAGCACUUCUGUCUCAUGCACGAGAAUAUCACCAAGGACAGUGGCUUCAGCAACUGCAGCUCUGACGACUUCUACCGUUUCCUCCAUGACCACAGAGGGGCCUGUCUGCUUGACAAGCCUUGGCGCCAAAGCCGCAAGCAGAGAGCUGCCCGUUGUGGAAACGGUGUGGUGGAGGAGCCCGAGGAGUGUGACUGUGGUUCUGCUUGUGACCAUCACCCAUGCUGUGAGGCAACAUGUACACUGAAGGACGGUGCACAGUGUAGUGAUGGACUCUGCUGCUACAAAUGUAACUUCAGAAAGAAAGGGGUCUUGUGUCGUCCUGUUGAGGAUGUGUGUGACCUGCCUGAGUACUGUGACGGCAGUUCUCACGAAUGCCCUGCAGACAGCUACAAACAGGAUGGCACACUGUGUGAUAGGAUUUAUUACUGCUCUGAGGGUUGGUGUAAGAACCCUGAUAAGCAGUGCACAAAGAUAUAUGGGUAUCCUGCAAGAUCAGCCCCCGACGACUGUUACAUUUUAAUGAACACCAAGGGGAACCGCUUUGGAAACUGUGGCUAUCACACCGAGGCUAACUUAGGGUACGAAACAUGUUCCGAUGAGGAUGUAUUUUGUGGGAAACUAGUAUGUACAGAUGUUAGUUACUUGCCUCAAGUCAAACCCCUACAUACACUCCUCCAGGUUCCUUAUGGAGAUGACUGGUGCUGGAGCAUGGAUGCCUAUAACACUACUGAUGUCCCUGAUUUUGGAGAUGUGCAGGGUGGCACUUACUGUGCCCCAAACAAAGUCUGCAUGGAUUACUAUUGCACUGAUCACACGGUGCUCCAGUACGACUGUGAACCAGAGAAAAUGUGUCAUGGGAAAGGCGUGUGCAACAACUUCAGGCACUGUCAUUGCGAUGACGGUUUUGCUCCUCCUGACUGCAGCAGCCCAGGGAAUGGGGGAAGUGUGGACAGUGGUCCUGUUGGGAAGCCAGAUAAUCGAAACUUGAGUAUCUUUACAUUUGGUGACCGUGGAAAGCUGAGGUCAGACGAGGAUGACAUAAACAUGAAGGUAGUGAUGCUCGUGGUCCCUAUAUUUCUUAUCCUUUUACUGUGUGUUCUGAUGCUGAUCGCCUACCUCUGGUCUGAAGUACUAGAAGCGAUACUAACCCCAGGGAGUUCAUCGGAGUCUUCCACAGAAUCCUCAGGCCAGGGAAGGAGAUAACCUUCACGCUAUUGAAGUUUUGAGAACUUCACAUGGAUUGUUGCUAUUGAUGAUGUCUUGUGUCUGCAGGACAAUUUGGACUGACUACAUGGUUUUCGGGGCACGCUGCACUUGCACUAUCUAGUGUAAUAAUGUUAUCUGUACUAUGGUGCUCUCCUCAGUGACAACUGCUGUUCUAUCAUGAAUGUUUGGAUGGGAUCUGAAUGUUCUAACUUGCCCUGUCAGCCACUGUUCAUAAAAUAGAGGUGAUUUUAAAUAAAUAUGAAUAAGGCCUUUUCCUCCUCACA